Rhipicephalus sanguineus (brown dog tick) is the source of this 4954-nucleotide messenger RNA. RefSeq names its product dual oxidase 2-like. Gene Ontology annotation, cellular component: NADPH oxidase complex; plasma membrane. NCBI's taxonomy places the organism in Eukaryota, Metazoa, Arthropoda, Arachnida, Ixodida, Ixodidae. Gene Ontology annotation, molecular function: superoxide-generating NAD(P)H oxidase activity; calcium ion binding; peroxidase activity. The record is from RefSeq and is a predicted model, not a curated record. Gene Ontology annotation, biological process: defense response; superoxide anion generation; response to oxidative stress.
GGCUGCACCACAGCCAUGCAGAUGCCUUCGGGUGCUACCGCGGCCUUAGCGGUAUUGCUAGGCACGCUCCUCGUGUUCUGCCCUCUUAAGUCCGAGGCUCAAGACGCGACCUCAUCGUCCACGUCGUCUUCGCCCACCACAGCAACCCCGGCAUCGCAAACGACCACGCAGUCACCCGCAGGCGGCAAGCCAGCAAACGUCAAGCAAGACCUGAUAGACUGGUUGCUGGACGCCAUCGACCCCUACCAUGAGACAGAGUUUGAAGGCUAUGACGGAUGGUACAACAAUCCAAGCGUUCCGGAGCUGGGAUCAGCAGAUGGACAUCUCAUCCGGCUGUUCCCGCAGCAGUACUCGGACGGCUCGUACAGGCCGAAUGGUCAGAAUCGGCCGAACCCUUUCACGAUCAGCGAGAAGACCAUGCGAGGAAACUUCGGAGAACAGCUGUCGAGGACGGGAAAGACGGCGUUCCUUGUGUUUUUCGGCCAGCAAGUCGUGGAGGAGAUCCUAGACGCGCAGAGGUCAGGCUGCCCACCGGAGUACUUCAACAUUCCCAUACCGGAGAGUCACGAGUACCGCAACAUCGGCGCUGCCGCCAUGCCUUUUCUGAGAACUCGCUACGACGUACGCACGGGAAACUCGCCCAACAACCCGAGGCGACAGAUCAAUGAAAUCACCCCGUGGAUCGACGGCGGCCUAACGUACGGCACUUCGAAGACGUGGGCCGACACGCUUCGGGCGUUUCGAUGCGGAAAGCUGGCCUCCUCGCACAACGGCCAGUUCCCAGUCGAGAACAGCAUCCGGCUGCCCAUGGCCAAUCCGCCUCCACCGCGGUUCCACCGGCUGCGGCCCGUAUCACGCUUCUUCCGAUUGGGUAACCCGAGAGGCAACGAAAACACUUUCCUGCUUACCAUGGGCACACUGUGGUUUCGAUUCCACAACGCCGUAGCCCAGAGGAUGUGCCAGAGGUUCGGCACAGCGAACGCGGGGUCUAACAACUCGUCGUCGUUGAACCUGUGGAACGAGGAGCGCAUCUUCAACGAAGCCAGGAAAUUGGUCAUUGCAGUACACCAGCACAUAAUUAUGAACGACUGGCUUCCUGAAUGGCUCGGGUCUCCAUUGCCUGAAUACAAUGGGUGGGACUCCAGCAUUGAUCCAGGGAUUGCUACGGAAUUCCAGUCUGCUGCCAUGAGAUUUGGACACACAUUAGUGACGUCAGGCGGCUACAGGAGAGGUCCUGCUUCGGAUUGUACGGUGCGCAACGUCAGCUUCGAGAUGGACGGACAGAGGCACAGCGUGAGCGGUGUACGCACGUGCAACUCCUUUUGGAACCCGCAGGAAGCUCUGUUGGAUGGCGGUAUUGAGCCGAUGAUUAUGGGCCUCAGCUCCCAGGCCGCAGAACGGGAAGACAACGUCAUCGUCGAAGACUUAAGGGGGAGAGUGUUCGGUCCACUGGAGUUCUCGCGGCGCGACCUGAUGGCGGUGAACAUCCAGCGAGGCAGGGACCACGCCAUUCCGGACUACAAGACAGCGCGCCGCCUGCUGGGCCUGAAACCGGAUUUCAACACAUUCACCGAGAUGGGCCAGAACAUAUCGCCCAUGCUUUACGCCGAGAAUGCGAAGCUGUUCGACGAGGUGCUUCCCGAUCUGUACGGCAACUCGACGGACAACGUGGACAUGUGGGUUGGAGGCCUGCUGGAGACGAGCGACCGGCCCGGCCCGCUGUUUCAAACCAUCAUCCGUGACCAGUUCCGAAGGAUCCGAGACGGGGACCGCUUCUGGUUCGAGAACAACGCCACCGGUUUCUUUUCGCAGGAGAUGAUUGACAAGAUCAAGAAGCUGAAAAUAUACGACGUAAUCCUAACGGCCACGGAGAUCUCUGAAGGAGAUAUUCAGCUCAACCCGUUCCGCCUGCCUUCUGAAGUCAACGGAGGACUGGCGUCGUCGUGUCUGGACCAACUGACGAUGAGCUACCCGUGCACCACGAUUAACAACGUGAACGUCACCUGCCGCGCGUUGCCGCCGCUCAACAGCUCUCGGGUCGAGAACUGCACGCGGCUGAAGACAUUCGACUACUUCAGCGAGAGCGAGAUCUCGUACGCGCUCACCUUCCUCGGCCUCGCGCUCUUCGUUGUGGGCUGCGUGCUCCUGCUCCUAUUCCUGGCGGAUCAGAGAAGACGGUUGGUGGCCGAGGAGCGUAAAAAGCUCAACAGGCGCCGCUCACGCUCGGGCACCAAGGACACCGCCAUCUUGCGCGAGUGGCAGGGUAACAGCCAGGGCUACCGGAGCGUGGUUGCGCGCCUGAUGGUUGACAAGAGAACCCUGGUUUUGGCCAACGCGGCCAGCGGAGCACCCCUGCGCAGCAUCGACUUGACUAAGGUCCAGUCGGUCGUCAUCCAGGUGGCGUCGUCCAAGCGUCGCCACUUCCUGAUGAUCAGGGUGCCCAAGGAAUACGAUCUGGUGCUCAAGUUUGACGCCCUGGACGAGAUGGAGUCGUUCGUGCUGCGAGUCGAGGAGUUCCUCGGAAACAUCGGCGUGGGCCGCGAGAGACGCCAGCUGGAGGAGAGCGUGCUGCUGCGAGACGCCAUCACCCUCGAGCAUCGAAAGAAGCAGCUCGACAAGUUCUUCCGAGUUGUCUUCGCUCAGGCGUUCGGCAUUGAUCACGACCAGAAGGAGAUCCUACAGCUCGAUGCCGCUCAGGCACGCGACAUCGUCAACCUGGAGCUAACGCAAGCCGAGUUCGCCGCUGCCCUCUCGAUGCACCCGGACUCGACGUUCGUCCAGCAGAUGUUCGCCUUAGUCGACUUCGACAACAACGGCUACAUCUCGUUCAGAGAAUUCCUCGACAUGAUUGUCAUCUUCGCAAAAGGAACGGCGGAGGACAAAACGAAGCUCAUGUUCGACAUGUACGACAUCGACCACUCGGGAAAACUGUCACGCGACGAGUUUGCGAACAUGAUCAAAUCCCUGCUAGAGCUGGGCAAUCAAAGUUUGUCUUCGGAGAAGCUGAACGAACUGAUAAGCUCCAUGUUUAGAGAAGCCGGAUUGGAGAAGAAGCAGACCAUCACACUGGAAGACUUCCAGAAGUUGCUUUCCAGUCACAAGGACCAGCUCGGUUAUACGCAGCUUAACUUCGACGUGUCUACAUUCAAAGGGGCACCUCCACCGUCGAUGAACAGAAACAGCGUCGUCUACCGCGCCCAGAACACCCUCGUCCGGGCUUACAGUUACUUCGGCGGCAAGAGUGAUGCACCGACGGCCGCUGCCGCGCUGGCUGCUGAGGCGACGGGUCAGCCUACUCGCAGCCGGUUGAACGUACAGCCGCUGGCGCUGCCCCGCAAGGCCAACUACGAGCAAGAAUCGGCCUUGUCUCGCUACUUGGUCGCACUGGGAAAGUUCGUCGAAAACCACCGACUCGAGAUGUUCUGGCUCACCCUGUACACCCUCGUGCUGUUUGCCAUCUUCAGCGAGCGAGCCUACUACUACUCGGUGGAGCGCGAACACGGCGGCCUCCGGCAGAUCGCCGGCUACGGCGUCACCAUCACACGUGGCGCCGCCAGCGCCCAGAUGUUCACCUACUCAACGCUGCUGCUCACCAUGUGCCGCAACAGCAUCACAUUCCUGCGCGACACCUUCUUGCACCAAUACGUGCCCUUCGACUCGGCCAUUCCCAUGCAUCUGUACAUAGCCAUCUGGGCCGGAAUCUUCUCAAUUAUACACAGCGUGGGUCACGCCCUGAACUUCUACCACAUCUCCACGCAGACUGCGGACGACCUGACGUGUCUCUUCAGGGAGUAUUAUCACGCGACGGACGAACUACCGAAGUUUCACUACUGGUGCUUCGCCACCAUGACAGGCUUGACGGGAGUGUUCCUGUUGAUGCUGCUGUCGGUGAUGUACGUGUUCGCGACGCCGUUCGCACGGCGUCACGUGUUCAACGCGUUCUGGAACACGCACAACCUGUACCCGGCCUUCUACAUCCUCAUGGUGCUUCACGGCCUCGGGCGCCUGGUGCAGCCGCCGAUCUUCUACUACUUCUUCCUGGGACCCCUUGUGUUGUACGUCCUCGACCGGCUGGUCUCGCUCAGUCGCAAGAAGGUCGAGAUCUCGGUCAUCCGCGCCGAACAUUUACCGUCCGACGUCACCAUGCUGCUAAUGAAGCGUCCGCCCAACUUCGAGUACCGCAGCGGCCAGUGGGUACGCAUCGCCAGUUUGGGCCUCAACGGUUCCGAGUACCACCCAUUCACACUUUCCUCGGCGCCGCACGAGGACAACCUGAGCGUGCACAUACGAGCGCUGGGCCCGUGGACCAUCAACCUGCGCAGGAUCUACGACCCCAGCAACUUGCCGGACAAAGGCUACCCCAAGAUAUACCUGGACGGUCCGUACGGUGGAGGCCACCAGGACUGGUUCCGCUUCGAAGUGUCCGUGCUUGUGGGUGGAGGCAUCGGCGUCACGCCGUUCGCCUCCAUCCUUAAGGACAUCGCGCAGCGGGCCUCGAGUCGUGCCGGGGGCCGCGUGGCGUGCAAGAAGGUCUACUUCAUCUGGGUUACGCGAACCCAAAAACACUUCGAGUGGAUGACCGACAUCAUCCGCCAGGUCGAGGAGCGAGACGCGAAGGGCUUCGUGAGCGUGCAUAUCUUCAUCACGCAGUUCUACCACAAGUUCGACCUAAGGACUACCAUGCUGUACAUUUGCGAGAGACACUUCCAGAGGAUAUCGAACCGGAGUCUGUUCACCGGGUUGAGGGCAAUCACCCACUUCGGGCGACCGGACUUCUCUGGCUUCUUAGACUCGCUGCAGGUCGAGCACCCUACGGUUUCGCGGUUCGGCGUGUUCAGCUGUGGCCCGUUCCCCAUGACGCGCAGCGUCCAGGCAGCGUGCGACGAGUUGAACCGAAAAGAGGGCGCCCUUUUCGACCACCACUACGAGAACUUCUGAGACGUCACCGCUGCGU